UGCUCCACCAACCACCACCACCACUACCAAAGUUGCUCCACUAACCACAACCACCAUCACCAGGGAUGCCAUCUUCAUCACCACCUUCAUCCAUUCCAACAACAAGUUCCAUGACUAUCACUCCUGAUUCACCACCAUCACUAACAAGCACAACCACAACUCAGUCACCACAAACACGGCCUGAUGAAUCAAGAACAACCACAGAAGCACCUAUUACUAUUCCACCAACACCCCCUCCGACUGCUAUGGCAGCUGAGUCCACCAGAGUCACAGAGACACCAUCCUUGUUCAGCCAAGAAUCCACCAGCACCAACUCUGAGGUCACAAUUUACAACACAGAGCUUGAUGAGGAAACAUCAACCAUCCCUGCCAACAGUUCCAGGUCCACCACAGGUUCUCCGGCAUCCACGUCAUCAGUGCCACUUCCUUGCCCUCAGCCUACUGUUUCAGAAUCUGCAAAUGUGUGUAUGACCCCUGCAUGCAAGACCCUGGCAGCACGCAUGCUGGAUUUGAUGGACCCCUCUGUGACGAGGCCUUGUGAGGUAUUCGGUAUAAUGGCACACAACGGCAGACCCUGGAGGGGUAUGAGCACCUUGUACAAGUGUCAGAAUGCUUAACAGAGCAGUAUCGUGCUCCUCAGAGUCUGAAAGCUGCCUCUGGUCUCUUAGCAAACUUCACUGUAGGUUUGAGUUCUUCAAUUGUCAACAGAUUUUUGUUCAUUGAUUUUGUAAUCAAUAGUGAAACUGUAUAUGAUUAUCAUGGUGUACAUCAUGUCACUAAUGCUCUUUAUUGAUAACAGCUUAUCUUUUUACAUGUUGUGUGACAUGGGAGCUGGGACGACUGCCUCUCAAUGAGAUACUGGUUGGCUCAGGGGCAGUGCGGCUAGUGUGGGAGGCUUAUGAACUCUCUAGGAGGCAAGAGAACAAGGGAAAAGGAACACCUGCAACUUACACUGUCCCUGAUCCACUACAGCUCCCUUGGCUGAACCUCAAUCCCCUACAGCUCUACUUCCUUCAGAUUGCUCAGGUCCACUGCACUGCUACCAGUGACAUCCACAUGUCGUCCCUUAUGGAAAAAGAACACUUGCCCUCCAGCUUGUGGGUGAAGGUGGUACUUCAGAAUGAACCACGUUUUACUGAAGCCUUUAACUGCCCACCACUGCCACACCACCAGUGUCCCUACAUCUUAGGUUCAGUCCCAAUCCCUUCCACAUCAUGAUAAAUAACACACUGGUAACUGUUUUUUUUUAAAUGAAAAGUAGAAAAACUUUUUUUCACAUUGUGUGCUAGGGUCUGACACUGUCAAUAGUAGCUAAAUAUUUUAACAUUUCUAGGUAUUCCCACUUUGCCUGUAAAUAAAGGAGUCAGAAAAUUUUAAUUGCCUACCUUAAAGAUUAUAUUUAGCAUUAAGGCAAUAUUUAGGUUAAUCCAGAUUGAGAAGAACUUACUGCAGCAGUUCCUUGAAUCAUAUGAAAACAUUUCAUCAAUGAUAACCUCCAAGGAGGUUGGAUUAGUGGUGUCAUGACGUUAUAAAAGUGAAGCCGGAGCAUUAUUAGUCUGCUGCUGCCCCAACCCCCUUACACCCAAAACAUUAUUAGCCACCCAUUGAAAAUACAUGCUCCUUAUUUUCUGUUUUAUAUCCAUAUUUCCAAGCUGUCUACCAUAUAUGAUCUUUAUAGACUUUAAUAGUCAUAGUAUACUGUGCUAUGAAAAUUUAAAUGGUAAGUCAUACAAAUUAUAUAAUGCAGUGUUUUCAUCUUCAGUGGACUUAGGUAAGAGGUGGGAAGCUGUCUUUGGAGCAAACGUAUGGCUGGACCAGGUCAUGUACACAUGUGCAUGUAGAUGUAGACAUGUGAAUAUACAUGUGCAUAAAGGAUAAAUAAACUGUAUAUCAAAUGAAAGUUUGCCUGAAGAUUGAUUUUUCGUGGUAUAGCGAUUACUUACACAAGUUAUUCAAAUACUGUUACUGUAGGUCUCUCUCU
Molecule: messenger RNA, 1981 nt
Organism: Portunus trituberculatus (swimming crab)
Lineage: Eukaryota; Metazoa; Arthropoda; Malacostraca; Decapoda; Portunidae
Product: salivary glue protein Sgs-3-like
Exons: 6
Coding region: 66-617 (183 amino acids)
Source: RefSeq, a predicted model, not a curated record